AUGGCGGAGUCGCUCCAGAACGUGACACGGUCUUCGAAUAUACGGAAGCACUGUCGCAACUGCUUGGCUAUAGGCACCGCUAGCAUGGUCGCGGUCAGUUCUAGGCAGGGUAUCGAAACGCAUUUCAGUGGGGCGACCCGGGAUUUGGCAAAAGGUAACUCCGUCUUNCUCACCAUUCAGGUGCUGUCAACGUACGUAGGCUACUGCUCCGUAUCCCGUUUCAGACACGUCGGCGAACAGGUGCAGUUCGCCCUUCGUCGCUUGACUGCUCUGGCUGAGUCGGCGCAGAAUCCGUAUUUCACCUGGCCUACUGAGGCUGAUCAACCAUUGCUCCUAAUCUGUCAGGUCCUGCUGGUCUAA
Messenger RNA from Echinostoma caproni, 360 nucleotides. NCBI's taxonomy places the organism in Eukaryota, Metazoa, Platyhelminthes, Trematoda, Plagiorchiida, Echinostomatidae. The record is from the annotation of a GenBank genome assembly.